AUGAUUGAUGUGGCAUGUGCUUUGGAAUAUCUUCACCAUGGGUGCGUGGUGCUUGUGAUUCACUGUGAUCUAAAGCCUAGUAAUGUCUUGAUGGAUGAGGAUAUGGUUGCUCACCUAAGAGAUUUUGGUAUUUCAAAACUACUUGUUGAAGAUGAGAGUACAUUAUACACUAAAACCUUAGCAACAAUGGGUUAUAUUGCGCCAGAGUAUGGACAAGAAGGAUUGGUCUCUAUCAAAAGUGAUGUCUAUAGUUAUGGGAUCAUAUUGCAGGAAACGUUUACUAGGAGAAAGCCUAGUGAGUUUGAGGGAGAUCUUAGCUUGAAGCAAUGGGUGAGUUUUUCACUUCCCAAUGCGGUAAUAGAUAUUGCAGAUGCCAACUUGAUUUCAGCAAUGGAUAAUGACAUAAAGAAGAAGUUAGAUUGUGUGGAGUCAAUCAUGAAAGUGGCACUAGAUUGUUGUGUUGAAUCUCCAACAAGACGGAAAAACAUUAAAGAUGUUGUAGGGAUACAAUAGAAGAUUAGGAUUCAACUUCUCUCAUGUUGAACAUACUAUUGGCAACUCUUGUUCCAAAUUACUUUUUUUGUUGGCAAAUAUUUGCUAAAUAAUUCUAUUGAUGUGAAGAAUGAAGUACAAUAUUUUAGCA
Capsicum annuum is the source of this 643-nucleotide messenger RNA. Its product is annotated as probable LRR receptor-like serine/threonine-protein kinase At3g47570. NCBI's taxonomy places the organism in Eukaryota, Viridiplantae, Streptophyta, Magnoliopsida, Solanales, Solanaceae. The record is from RefSeq and is a predicted model, not a curated record. Gene Ontology annotation, molecular function: ATP binding; protein kinase activity. Gene Ontology annotation, biological process: protein phosphorylation. The transcript is spliced from 2 exons. Bases 1 to 513 code for a protein of 170 amino acids.